UGCAGGCGGCGGCGUCGGAGGAAGCGUCUCGGUCCAUUGGCUCGAGGCAGGGAACGGGGUCUAUUGUCUGUGUUUGACUCGGUCGUUUGGUCCGAGGCCUUCGGAGCUCUCCCGGGGCAGUCGGCAGAGGCUGCCGCCACCGCCCCCGCCCCUCCCCGCCGUCCCCCGGGUCCGGGAGGGACCGAGCCCGCGUCACGCCCCUCAGCGCUCGCCGAUCGCUUUUCUGUCGUUGCGGCCGCAUCGCGCCCCUGGAAUCAGACGGUGCCCCAUAGAUGGCCAGCUUUCCCCCGAGGGUCAACGAGAAAGAGAUCGUGAGAUCACGUACUAUAGGUGAACUUUUAGCUCCAGCAGCUCCUUUUGACAAGAAAUGUGGUCGUGAAAAUUGGACUGUCGCUUUUGCUCCAGAUGGUUCGUACUUUGCUUGGUCACAAGGACGUCGUACAGUAAAGCUUGUUCCGUGGUCCCAGUGCCUUAAGAACUUUCUCUUGCACGGCACCAAGAAUAUCACCAAUUCAAGCAGUUUGAGACUGUCCAGACAAAACAGUGAUGGUGGGCAGAAAAAUAAGCCUCGUGAACAUAUUAUAGACUGCGGUGACAUAGUCUGGAGUCUCGCUUUUGGAUCUUCAGUUCCAGAAAAACAAAGUCGCUGUGUCAACAUAGAAUGGCAUCGAUUCAGAUUUGGACAAGAUCAGCUACUCCUGGCCACAGGGUUGAACAAUGGGCGCAUCAAAAUAUGGGAUGUAUAUACAGGAAAGCUCCUCCUUAACCUGGUAGAUCAUACUGAGGUGGUCAGAGAUUUAACUUUUGCUCCAGAUGGGAGCCUGAUCCUAGUAUCAGCCUCAAGAGACAAAACUCUGAGAGUGUGGGACCUGAAAGAUGAUGGAAACAUGAUGAAAGUAUUGAGGGGCCAUCAGAACUGGGUGUAUAGCUGUGCAUUCUCUCCUGACUCAUCCAUGCUGUGUUCAGUGGGAGCCAGUAAAGCAGUUUUCCUUUGGAACAUGGAUAAAUACACCAUGAUACGGAAGCUAGAAGGACAUCACCAUGAUGUCGUAGCUUGUGACUUUUCUCCUGAUGGAGCAUUACUGGCUACUGCAUCUUAUGACACCCGAGUGUAUAUCUGGGAUCCACAUACUGGAGACAUUCUGAUGGAAUUUGGGCACCUGUUUCCCCCGCCUACCCCGAUAUUUGCUGGUGGAGCAAAUGACCGGUGGGUACGAUCUGUGUCCUUUAGUCACGACGGACUGCACGUUGCAAGCCUUGCCGAUGAUAAAAUGGUGAGAUUCUGGAGAAUCGAUGAGGAUUAUCCAGUUCAAGCUGCACCUUUGAGCAAUGGUCUUUGCUGUGCCUUUUCUACUGAUGGCAGUGUUUUAGCUGCUGGGACGCAGGAUGGAAGUGUGUAUUUUUGGGCCACUCCAAGGCAAGUCCCUAGCCUUCAACACUUAUGUCGGAUGUCGAUCAGGAGAGUGAUGCCCACCCGCGAAGUCCAGGAGCUGCCGAUUCCUUCCAAAGUGCUGGAGUUUCUCUCCUACCGUGUUUAGAGGGCUCUGUCUUCCUGGCGCUGGGGACUGAGCGAGCACACGCGACACAGACCUCAAGCUUGACCGACUUCAAGUGUCUGUUUUUCAAGGUUUAGAAGAACUUAUUUAAUUUGAUACAUUCUUGUAGUGCAUUUUGGUCAUUAGAGCAUAUUAAAAUAUUAUUUAUAGACUAUAGGAGAAGUAUUUCCAAACAUAUCAAAUGUAAAUUUUUUUUUCUAAAAUUUAACUGUGAAAACAUAUACAUACGUGUAUAUACUUAGAUAUAAGCUGCUAUGUGUUGAACGGACCCUUUGCUUUUUUAACGUUUAGUUCCAACAUGUAUAUAUUGCUUUGGUAGAUCCACAGUAUAUAUCUUUGCUGUAAAGUGGAAGAGAUUUUUUUUUUUUUAUUCUGGGCCACUGAGUUAGAUGGUAAAUAUUGGCCGAAGAAAGCUGAAUUUCCUCAUAAAAAAAUGCAGAUUUGCUUGGGGGUGGGGGUCAGACCUCUGACCUACAAGUAAAACCCCUAGGGAAAGCAUUUUGUUUCCCUGUGUGGUAUUAUUAAAUAGAAGACAGAGCCGGGGUCUAACCAGAGGGCCAUGUGUGCCCUGUCGUGCCCCCGUCCCCGUCACUGUCACUGCAGCCUUAACUUGGCAAGGCAGCUUGCCACUUCAGCCCGUGCUGUAAAGUAGUACAGAUGUUAGUCCAUCGGAAAAAUCCAUCUACUGUAGUAGUGCUAAAUAUUUUGUCGUUUGUGCUAAGGGACAGUUCUAAGACCAUGGUAAUGUUUUGUUCUGGUUUUUUUUUUUAAUUUGUUUUUUUACACGUAUCGUAUAUUUCUGCAGGGGGUGAUAUUAUUGGUCAUUUGCCAAAGAGAAGCAAUACAGUCUAUCUGCUUUUGCCUUCUGUUAGUUAUCGUACCUGCAGAUAUAAGAAUGUAUACAUUAUGUAAAAUGCUCGAUGAUAUAUUUUUGAGUUUUUUUUUAAUUAAAGACUUGUACAAAACUG
This is a messenger RNA of Hyaena hyaena (striped hyena), 2524 nucleotides long. RefSeq names its product WD repeat and SOCS box containing 1 (gene WSB1). Bases 273 to 1538 code for a protein of 421 amino acids. The record is from RefSeq and is a predicted model, not a curated record. Gene Ontology annotation, molecular function: protein binding. NCBI's taxonomy places the organism in Eukaryota, Metazoa, Chordata, Mammalia, Carnivora, Hyaenidae. The transcript has 9 exons. Gene Ontology annotation, biological process: intracellular signal transduction.